This is a messenger RNA of Pneumocystis murina B123, 833 nucleotides long. RefSeq lists its product as hypothetical. Gene Ontology annotation, molecular function: SNAP receptor activity. NCBI's taxonomy places the organism in Eukaryota, Fungi, Ascomycota, Pneumocystomycetes, Pneumocystales, Pneumocystaceae. Gene Ontology annotation, biological process: retrograde vesicle-mediated transport, Golgi to endoplasmic reticulum. The coding region runs from base 1 to 786 and encodes 261 amino acids. The transcript has 4 exons. The record is from RefSeq and is a predicted model, not a curated record. Gene Ontology annotation, cellular component: endoplasmic reticulum; SNARE complex.
AUGAAAUCAAGAUAUUUGGAAAUAUGUAACAAGUUAAAAGAGGAUCUAAAAAUAGCUAGGAUAGACUUUAGAAAAGCUCUGUUAAAAUCAAAUAAAAAUAUCAAUUUAACAUUUCAGAAGAAUCAAGAACAAUUAUUGGGUGAUACAAAAGAAAGAGUAACAUUACUUCAAAGGAAAAGGGAAAAUAUGAAAUCUUCAACUGGGGAUAGAGUAAUAAAUACAUCUACAAAUGUUUUAUCAGCACUUGUUGAACUUCAUCAAUUAAUGGAAUCUGAAAUGUCACGAUCUUCAGUAACUUUAGAAGAGCUUGAGUUAUCUUCUAAUGCUCUUCAAUCUUUGCAAGAGAAUUAUUUGACAUUUAAUACGUUACUUACAAAAUCACGAAAACUUAUUUCAGAACUUGAAUAUUCAAAUAAAUUUGACCGAAUUUCAAUUAUUUUUUCUUUAAUACUUUUUCUUUCUGUAAUUGCAUGGAUUAUAUAUAGAAGACUUUUACAUCAUAUUGUUCGUUUUACAUUUUGGUUCUUUUUCGUUAAAUUAAGGAAUAUUGGUAAGAAAAUAAUUAAAACGAGAAGCAAUGAAUACUUUUUGAUCAAUAUAUUUAUAUUGAUUAUAGUAGGUAAAUUUUCUGUUUCAGAUUCCUUGAAAGUUCCUGAAAACUCUAUAAUACAAAAGUCUAAGCCAAUUUUUUCGUAUUCGAAAAAUUAUACUGGAGAUUUUUUAGAGUUUAAUACAAUUUAUAAAUCAGAUAUUGCAAAUAGUACAUUUUUACAUGAUGAACUUUAAUAUUUCUCGUUUAUUUUUUUAUAUAAUAUAAUUUAAUAGUGUUAUGU